Alternaria alternata is the source of this 3109-nucleotide messenger RNA. RefSeq lists its product as hypothetical. The coding region runs from base 346 to 2820 and encodes 824 amino acids. Lineage: Eukaryota; Fungi; Ascomycota; Dothideomycetes; Pleosporales; Pleosporaceae. The record is from RefSeq and is a predicted model, not a curated record. The transcript has 5 exons.
UCUGGAAAUGUGUGGUUACUACCCUGGCAGUUCCCCGGGCACACAAGUCUAACCGAUCGCUCGGUACAGAUGAUUUGUUUAAGCUUCCUAACAACAAUUUUAUGGCCAAAUUCACGAUGUUUCGGGGGCGAAGGCUCACCACAUACAGUGGUAAGACUACUACGAUCCACUGUCGACGACGGACCGACGCGUGCUUGGCAGAUACAGCACUGUUCUAGGGCAGCUUCGCUGAUAGCUGGCGUUUAAUAUAUAUCUUGUGUGGGAUAGCUGCCUUUUAUCUAGCUUUCCCAUCAGUUUAAUUGCAUCACUAACGAAGUUCAUUCCGUCUCUUUCGUUUGUUUCAUCAUGGACCUCGCACGUUAUUUCAGUUUACGGCGGAAGACUACCGACAGUCACGGCAGUGCGCAUACAGGACACAGGAACAGGCGGACUUACCUGCCCCUCCUCGCAAAUCCCAUCAACGAGGAUGUCCUCGAAGUAGUGACGAACAAUUCCACAGACCUAGAAAAGACCAAUACUCACACCAGCACGUUCGACAGUUCGAAUGAUACGACCACACUUGCCGGAAACGGCAGGACAAGCCGCGGAAACAUCAUCAUUUACAAGCAACAUACAGAGGCUAGCACGAUAGAGCUUUUCUACGACCUCUUUUUCGUUGCCAACCUUGCAUACUUCACGGCUAUGCAUCAACACACUGAUGCAGAGUCACUCAUUAACUACCUCAAACUUUUCACUCUGAUGUGGUUUACUUGGCUGAGCGUCACACUAUUCGACGUGCGGUUCAGUAUCGACUGUGUGUGGAAUCGGUUUCACAAAGCCAUACAGUUCGGCAUCUUCACUGGCUUUGUGUAUGCCGGUCCGGUCUUCGACAAGUACAGCACCAGUGGCGUUGAGAAGUCAUACCGGAACUUUGCCAUUGUACUCGUCAUCGGUAGAAUUGCGAUCGCUGUACAAUACGCUGUGGUUAUGUGGCAGGGUCGCAUGUUCCGUCAGACGUUGAUUCCUUUAGGUCUGAGCGCUGGCGUGCAUGCCGCGGCAGCAAUAGGCUAUGCCAUCACUAUGGUUGUCUUUCCUAGGGGUCGUGUUGGUCUUGAAGAGCAACUCGCAUGGGUGAUCAUAUCCAUUGUUGAAGGUCUUCUAAUCUUUCUCAUCGCUAUGAUAUGGCGGAUCAUCAGUUUCAAGUAUACCCAUCUAACGGAGCGGUUACAACUGCUUACCCUCAUCAUCAUCGGAGAAGGAAUCAUCGGGAUGGUGAAGAGCGUAGCAUGCAUUACGAAAGGUCAGACGAGCAAUAACAUGAGUGAGAUCGGAACCGUCAUUGCAGCUGUGCUUCUCUUGUACCUUUUGUGGAUGCUGUAUUUCGACCAGCUUUCUCACGAUCGCUUCGGAACUCUACGACAACAAGUGUGGGCUCUCUUACAUUAUCCGUUGCACUCAGCAAUUCUCUUAUGUGUCGAAGGCAACACGUCGCUGAUCGUAUGGAACUCUGCCGUCCAAGCUCUCAGAUGGAUAUGGUCCUUAAAGCCAAACGAUUAUUCCAAACCGGCGGAUGGCUACUCUAACACCACUAGCUAUAUUGACUACCUCAAUCAGAGCAUGAUUGUAGUCAACGGUAGAUUCAAGAGCAAAUACUGGAACACAACAUACAACUGGAACACCAACUUCACUGCUAUCGAGAACUACACUGCAACGUAUGGAUUCAAAUCGGACGAGUGGAACAACCGCACCGGCGACGUCGUUCGUUACAUGUUCGACAGGGCGCAAGUCUUUGUGUAUGAGGCACAUGCCGAUUCUCUAGCAAAACUCAACGCUGUGACAUCAACUACGACGAGUCCACGAGUCAAGCUGGACGCGGUAUCUGAUGUUUUCAACACCACUACAAUGCAGUUCUUCAUUGGUGCUGGCUGUGUAUUGCUGGUAUUGGCCAUCAUGUAUUGGUUCAACAAGAUACACAAGACGAAAUACGAAUUCGGCGAGAUCAUCAACAGAGUCGUCGUUGGCUUCACGCUCAUCAUUCUGGGAGUGUCUACUGUCAUUGCCGACAAGACAACCAACGGUUUCAAGUUCAAAGGGAGCCAUUGGAUAAUCCCAAUAGUGGUGCUGUUCUUCGCUGGUGUACUGUUCCUUGAUAAUAUCCUCUUAGUUGUCACACACUACACGAGCCGCCAUCCACGCCACUCACAUCACCGUGAUGUCUCGUGGGGUAACAGAUCUCUGGCCGGCGACAGCGAUAACGAAACUGGUGGCCUCAUAUCAAAGUAUCCUAGCCGCGCACCAAGCCCCGGUGGCAUGCCCAAGAGCGCACCUCGUAGCAGAGGCCAUACACCAGCGCCUUCUUUGAACAGAGUCCACACCGCAUAUACGCCAUACUCAGACUCGCCGCCCCAGCCACGCGACUUCGCUGCAGGCCCAUCAAAUGGCAAGACUAGGGUGCCGAGUCAUAGUCCUGGUCCAGCUUUUGGGAGUGAUGUUACUCUUCGAGACGAAGGGAACUACAAUGGACGAGGCAAAGGCAGAGCUAACAUGGGAGACUUUUCGUACGAGAACACGCCUACCAGUGCUUUGCCUGACGGUCAAGGACUCGGCAUCGGCAUUGCGGUCCAUCGAGCUAGCACUCCAAGCCUCUACAGCGAUGCCGACAAGAACGGUAAUUUGAGCAGAAAACCAAGCAAGAACAAUUUGAAGGAGAAGGCCAGUUGGAAGAGCUUGGGUGUCAUGAAUGAACAUGACUAUGAGGGUAAAGGGUAUGGUGAUGCAGGAUUGCAAGAACCGACACGCGCAAGGACGGUCAGUUUUGGGGAUCAUGGAAAUUCUAUUUGAUCGCUUGUAGACAAAGCAUACGUUGCGCAUUUUGGGCGGAUGGUUUGAAGUUUUAGCGCGCAUUCUGUCGGUGUUUUGUUUUGUUCUUUCAACAUUCGGCUCCAGUGCCUAGAUGCCUGGGCCAAUGCAGCCUGGACGGCUUCACGAUUGUUUUUGAAUAGAAAGCGUAGACAGGUGACCACCUUGAGAUUCACCAUUUCCAUGCGAUCGAGGCUUUCGGUCGUAAAGCUCGUAACUCUUCCCCAAUCAUUUCGUUCCAUCUCUUCCUAGUGUCACGAAGCUUUCCCAG